GAAGGCGCCCGAGGGAGCUUCUCUGCCGCCGCCCCGCUCCCGCCGCUGCCUGGCUUUUCCCUGGAGCAGCUGAACGCGAUGAUGCAGGAGAAAGUGGAGCGACUUCUCGCCCAGAAAUCCUACGAGCACUUGGCAAAAAUACGAGUAGCUAGAGAAGCGGCUCCAGAGUGCAACUGCCCACCAGGUCCUCCGGGGAAAAGAGGUAAGCGGGGAAGAAGAGGAGAGACAGGACCUCCUGGUCAGCCUGGUCCUCAAGGCCCUCCUGGUCCAAAAGGCGAGAAGGGAGAUCAAGGUGAUCAGGGCCCUCGGAUGGUGUUUCCUAAAAUCAAUCAUGGGUUUCUCUCUGCUGAUCAGCAGCUCAUUAAACGCCGCCUCAUUAAGGGGGACCAAGGGCAAGCUGGACCCCCUGGACCUCCAGGGCCACCAGGACCCAGAGGUCCUCCAGGAGAUACCGGCAAAGACGGUCCUCGUGGGAUGCCUGGCUUAACGGGUGAGCCAGGGAAACCAGGAGAACAAGGAUUGACGGGACCUCAGGGGCCUCCAGGACAAAAGGGUUCCAUUGGAGUGCCUGGUGUUCCAGGGAGAGAUGGACAAGUGGGUGAACCUGGUUUGCCUGGCAUAGCAGGAGAGAAGGGAGCAGCGGGGCUUAAGGGUGACCCUGGAGAAAGAGGAGAAAAGGGGGACGCUGGAGAAAAUGGACUGAAGGGUGACACAGGAGAAAAGGGUGACCCUGGUUCUUCUGCUGCAGGAAUCAAGGGUGAACCUGGUGAAUCCGGACGGCCUGGACAAAAGGGUGAACCAGGUCUUCCUGGGCUUCCUGGACUCCCUGGAAUAAAGGGCGAACCAGGUUUCAUUGGUCCUCAAGGAGAACCUGGCUUGCCAGGGCUACCAGGAACAAAGGGUGACAGAGGAGAGGUGGGCCCUGUUGGGAAGGGUGAGCGAGGUGAGCCUGGAGUCCCUGGACCAAAGGGGAAAACAGGUGAACCUGGAUCUAGAGGCCCAAAAGGGUCAAAGGGUGAUACAGGUGACAGAGGUGACAUGGGAUCUGCAGGUCCACGGGGACCACCUGGACAGAAGGGUGAUCAAGGUGCGACAGAGAUAAUUGAUUAUAAUGGCAAUAUCCAUGAAGCUCUGCAGAGGAUUGCCACCCUGACUGUCACGGGACCACCAGGACCACCAGGACCCCAAGGGCUGCAAGGGCCAAAGGGUGAACCAGGAUCCCCAGGAACGCCAGGAGUUGAUGGAGAGCAGGGUCUUAAGGGCUCAAAAGGAGAUACAGGUGAUCCUGGAAUGCCUGGAGAAAAGGGAGGAAUUGGACUGCCUGGCCUGCCAGGAGCCAAUGGUAUGAAAGGUGAAAAAGGAGAUGUUGGUUUCCCUGGUGCCCAAGGUCCUUCAAUGAUAGGACCACCUGGACCACCAGGGCCACAUGGUCCUCCAGGCCCUAUGGGACCUCAUGGACUUCCUGGCCCCAAGGGUGAACCAGGGUUAAAUGGUCUUAAAGGAUUGAAGGGUGAACCAGGUCAAAAGGGUGACAGAGGGCCCCUUGGUCUUCCAGGAGCAUCUGGCUUAGACGGAAAGCCAGGACCCCGGGGUAUAGAUGGCUCGGUUGGUCCCCAUGGCCCCGCAGGUCCUAAAGGAGACAGAGGUGAAAAGGGGACUGUAGGUGACCCUGGACCCAGAGGACCAUACGGCUUGCCUGGCAAAGAUGGCGAGCCUGGCCUUGACGGUUUCCCUGGUCCUCGAGGAGAAAAGGGUGAUAUAGGAGAAAAGGGAGAAAAGGGGGAAAAGGGAAAGAAAGGCAAAAAGGGGCCUAAAGGGGAGAAAGGAGAACAGGGUGCUCCUGGAUUAGAUGCACCUUGCCCAUUGGGUCCCGAUGGAUUACCAAUGCCUGGCUGUUGGCAAAAGUGAUGAAUCUAACCUUACAAGCAUGAAGUUGUGUAUAUAGCGCUCCACUUCUUUUAUUUAUAGUUGAAAACUGAAAAUUUGGUUUUACAAGUCUGAGAUAUGUUUACAUGUAGCUGCUUCUACUUGUUUGCAAUAGUCCAUACGUACUUUUUCACUUACAUCUGCAGUUAGGUGAUACUGCAGGGUAAACCUGCAAAGAUUGUCUCUCUAAUGAGAGAUAUCGAAACAAAAAUCAAUAAUAGAAAUUAAUAUUUCUGUAAAUUCUUAUAUUUUGGCUUGUGGAUAUGCAUGGACAAUGAGUGCCAUGAACUAGUUUACAAGAAAUUGUGACCAAAUAAGAGCAAAAUUCUAUGAUAUGUACUGUACCAGCUGCCAUUGGAGUUUAUUGACUUGGUUUCCGUGUCCAUCUUAAAUACUUCACUGAUUCAUGACACCAUAUCUGCUUGUAUGAACUAAAAGCAUGAGUUCGUGUGCCAAACCCGCUUGUUGUGUGAUCACGUCACGCGCUAAAUGGCUGCUCACGGUGACCUUUGAUUCCAGCUUCUGAAUAAUUUCCUUUUGUCAUCUCAAGGGAGUCACACCAUGGCUCAUUGCUAAAAAGAGAUAAACCAGAGGAGCAUAGAAAGAGGCCUUGAAUUUUUGGGGAAUAGAGUUCCAGCUGCAGGUGGAUGGCUUCCAGUCUUGCGGGAUACUUGGCCCCUUUGAUCAAAGAGGGUCGCGCCUGUUUAUCAGCAUCAGUUUGCCUUGCACUGCUCACGGUCGUGAAGAUAUUCACGAUAGGCCCUGUCGAGUUCUUAAUCAAGAAGGAAAGAAGUUUGAAGAAGAAACCAGACUUCUCUGUGGGUUGUUUGAAAAGGUUGCAGAGGUGCUGCAGGGAUCAUUUGAUGGCAGACACCGCCUGAGACCAGAAGCUUCUCAACCUUACUCAAGGAUGGACAGAGUAUGUGCUCUGCAUAUUGUAUUUUGGGACUGCUGGAGGAAAAAGCAUUCUUGAGGUGGGGAUGAAUUGGAUCAUCCUCCAGAGGAGGAUUAUAAUGGAACUGACCAUAGAUGUAUGUACCAUGGUGUGGUUUUCAGGUUAUUCACUUUAAAUUACACAAAGCUAGCUGAACUUUUCUGCAGGAUUUUGGAAGCUAUGGUUAAUUUUGUUUCCUUUCCUGUAACUGUUGCCAUAAAGAAUGCAUUUCAGUAAUCUAUUCAACAUUUGUGAUGAUGGCAUUGAGGAAAAUACUUCAAGCCACAUACUCAUCUUGUUUCAGUAUUAACAGUUUCUAUUUCGAAGUCUUUGAAGCCUUUAAGUCUAGAAAAGAAAGAGUUUAUUUUUGUGUUUCACAGACUGAUUUGUUAAUCUUGUUCCUUUUAUGUUGUUACAGUGACUUUAGCGGACAUUAUUACUCAAAAAACAUUGGAGAGAAACAA
Molecule: messenger RNA, 3324 nt
Organism: Lepidothrix coronata (blue-crowned manakin)
Lineage: Eukaryota; Metazoa; Chordata; Aves; Passeriformes; Pipridae
Gene: COL25A1
Product: collagen type XXV alpha 1 chain
Exons: 39
Coding region: 79-1908 (609 amino acids)
Source: RefSeq, a predicted model, not a curated record